This is a messenger RNA of Kalmanozyma brasiliensis GHG001, 987 nucleotides long. RefSeq names its product Alpha/beta hydrolase fold-3. NCBI's taxonomy places the organism in Eukaryota, Fungi, Basidiomycota, Ustilaginomycetes, Ustilaginales. The transcript has a single exon. Gene Ontology annotation, molecular function: hydrolase activity. The record is from RefSeq and is a predicted model, not a curated record. The coding region runs from base 1 to 987 and encodes 328 amino acids.
AUGGCUUCGUUCCAUUCAUUCAAGUUUGACCCCGAGUUCCUUCAGGUCGCUGGGCCCAUGCUCGCCAUCGCCGCUCAACGCCCGCAGCCGAAAGUGCACGAGAUCGAACUACGCCGCACCAACCUCGACACGCUUCUUCGCGGACUCGGCGUCGGACAGCCAGAGCAGCACGUCACCAAGACGACGCACACGAUCAAGACGCGCGACGGUGCCAGUAUCAUUGUCUACGAGAUCGCGCCCAAGCAGCGUCAGGAGAAUGGUGCUGCUGUGCUCCAUGCUCACGGCGGUGGCAUGCUUGGCGGAUCGGCAGACGCCUUCAUCGCCUCGGGAUCCAUCGCUCACUAUGCGCUGGCGAGCGGCCUCACCAUCUUCAGCGUCGAAUACCGCCUUGCGCCGGAACACACGCUCGAUGGGCUGGUCAAUGACUGCUACGACGCCUUGGAAUGGCUUUCGUCCAACGCGACGUCACUCGGGGUGGACAACAAGCGGAUUGGCGUGUUUGGUGAAUCGGCGGGAGGCGGUAUCGCAGCCGGCGUGGCUCUGCAGGCUCGAGACCGGGGUCUGUCGCCACCGCUGCGCAAGCAAGUGCUGAUCUACCCCAUGCUCGACGACCGCAACCUGACGCCCGAUGAGCGGCUCGUACCCACGGCGAUUUGGACGUACGAAAGCAACAUCACCGGUUGGUCGGCUCUGCUCGGCAAGGACGUGGCUGGCACGGACAAGGUCGACGAGCUGGUCAAAUACGCCGUGCCCGCUCGAGUGCACGAUCUCUCCCGUCUGCCCGACACCUACAUCGACGUCGGUCAGCUCGACAUUUUCAUCGAGGAGGAUCUCGAAUAUGCUCGAAGGCUUCACAAGGCGGGUGUUCAGGUCGAUCUCAACGUGUACAAGGGCUUGCCGCAUGCUUGGGAGCUGUUCGGUGGUCAGAACAUCUCGGUCGGCCAGAAGGUUCUGGCGGAAAGGAUUAGUGCUCUGCAGAGCAUUUAA